CGUGUCAGGGAGGAAAUGGCGCCGCGUCAGGGCGGAAGUAGCGUCACAUCACGGCGGAAAUGGCGUCCCAACGGGGCGGAAGUGGCGUCACUCAUCACUAUGGGGGAGAAGAAAGCAUCAGGGCGGGUACCGGAGGCUGCUCAACGCCGGGUCCUGGACCGAGCGACCCGGCAGCGGCGGCUGAACCGGCAGCUGGAGGCGUUGGAGAACGAUAAUUUCGGGGAUGACCCGCAGGCCGGGCUGCCCCGGCCCGGGAAACGGCUGCCCCACUUCGCCGAUACCGCCGAGACCGGGAAGAAGAAGAAGAAGACGCGGGGGGAUCACUUCAAGCUCCGCUUCCGCAAGAACUUCCAGGCGCUGCUGGAGGAGCAGAACCUGAGUGCGGCCGAGGGCCCCAACUACGUCUCGGCGUGCGCCGCCCCUUCCCGUCUGCCCCAGCGCCAUUUCUGCGCCGUCUGCGGUUUUCCCUCCGCCUACACCUGCGUUACCUGCGGCGCCCGGUACUGCUCCAGCCGCUGCCUCGGCACCCACCAGGACACCCGGUGCCUGAAGUGGACGGUGUGACGGGGACGCCGCUGUCACCCGUGGGGACAAUAAAGGAACCUGGGUGUCACACCCCCCCCCCACCUCGCUGCUCGUUUGUCCCGCGGGGCUGGGAACAAGAUGGCCGCCCAUGCGCCACCCCUUUAAGAGCCACGCCCUGGGUGUGACAACAAGAUGGCCGACUCCGAGAGCCACUUUUUCGAGCGAAAAUCUUGUUUUUCUACAGAAAACCCUCCCCGAGGGCGGGCAGAAGCCGAGGUGGCGCCGCCCCUUUAAGAUACAUUUGUGGGUUUUGAUUGGUGGGGUUUUUUUUUGGUCUACAGACAAAUAUUCCUGAGUUUGAGCACAAGAUGGCCGACAGCGGCCGCGCCUUUAAGAAGGGGGGGGAGGGAUGGACGGA
Grus americana (Whooping crane) is the source of this 943-nucleotide messenger RNA. RefSeq names its product zinc finger HIT domain-containing protein 1-like. Gene Ontology annotation, biological process: chromatin remodeling. The coding region runs from base 16 to 564 and encodes 182 amino acids. Gene Ontology annotation, cellular component: Swr1 complex. The record is from RefSeq and is a predicted model, not a curated record. The transcript has 5 exons. Lineage: Eukaryota; Metazoa; Chordata; Aves; Gruiformes; Gruidae. Gene Ontology annotation, molecular function: nucleosome binding.